GGUGAGGGCUGGUUCAGAGGGACGAAAGAGUUAAUCAGGGGGAGGGCGCCCGCACAGGGGCGUUUAGUAUAAAACCACCUCAAGAGCGCACAACAAGAACAGCGUGUGUCUCAGUAACCCGUAGUUUGAUAUGGUUUGACUUGUUUCCUCCAGGAGGACUCGACGCACGCCAGCCAGCCCCAGCCCGAGUCUUCAUUUCUGUGCGUCCAGAGCAAUGGAUGAAUGCCGCUUUUGACUAAACUCCGGAGAGAAGUCUUAACAAGGACUAAGUGUAUAUAGAUUUUUUUUCCUUUCCUAUAACUACCUGCACUUUUUCUCCAAAGCCGGGGAACGCAGAAUGCGGACGCGACAAGAAAAGCGGACGAAGUGGAUUUGAAGAAAAGUGUAGCAUGAGGCAGAGAAUGUGGCGGGGACAGCGCGGGGCCAACGGGGCUGCAAGUUUCCUGAGCUUGGAGGAGAUCUGACGAGGGCGCAGCGGAGAGCGGAAAGCGUUAAUGCUGCACGCUGGAUCAGCCCUCUUCACUGUACUGUAUCCAGCGGGCGCACCAGCGUUUCAUGCUUGGCUUGCAAUCAAACUUUUAAUGAACAAUCAGUAGAAGUGUACAUUUAGGGAGAUAUCACUGUUUAUAAAAAAACAAAAACAAAAAACAACAACAGCACAGGGAUCCAAACUAAAGCACAUCACUUUCCCCAGAUCAUCUGUCCGCCCCCCUUCCGAUCCGUUUCCCUUCCUUUUUUUUUUUUUUUUUUUUUUGCAAUUCUGAUUCCCGAAGUGGCUCCGAAGUGGUGUUGCGGCUCCUCGUCCCCGGCGGAUCCGGAGAUCGGAGUCUCUGCAACGGGAGGAGGCGGGAUCGGAGCUCCGGCCACACCGCAGGCUCCGAAGAGCGGUCGCGUCAAAAGGAUGGUGCGACUGGCGGCGGAACUGCUGCUGCUCCUGGGACUUCUCCUCCUCACUCUGCACAUCACGGUGCUGCGGGGCAACCCGCUGCCGCAGGGGAAUGUAACUGUGAGCCUGGAUCAGGACGCAGCGCUCAGAGAGCAAAAAAACAUAAAUGCGAGAAGUAGCUCCUCUGCUCAGCUGGCUCCCGAAGACCGAAGGUCUGGCCCAGAACAGCACUCGGCCCAUCAGCCCGCAACCCUCCCCUGGGCGCAGGGCGGCAACGUGCACAGGGACGGCCCCGGAGCGUUCCUCCUAGACCUGCACAAUUUCCCCGACCUCUCCAAAGCCGACAUCAAUGGACAGAAUCCCAACAUCCAGGUGACCAUCGAGGUGGUGGACGGACUGGAGGGCCACGAGCCGGAGAAGGGCCUCCGUAAGGAGAGCAAGCCCAGCUGGGCGUCUCCUAACUGGAGAAACUGGUGGCCUCACACUUCUUCUUCUUCUUCUUCUUCUUCAUCCUCCUCCUCGUCCUCCACUCAUCAAGCAGAGGAGAACGAGCGCUCGUACGGGAGCAACACUCAGGACAGCAACUUCCUCAGGCCGCCAGCGGACUGGGACAGGAGGGGAAGCAAGUCUCAAACUGAAUAUGAUUAUAUGGACGGAGAGGGCGACUGGAGUAACUGGUCAGCUUGCAGCGUCACUUGUGGAAAUGGCAACCAGAAGAGAACCAGAUCCUGCGGUUACGCCUGCACAGCCACCGAGUCCAGAACUUGCGAUAUGCCCAACUGCCCAGGUAUUGAAGACGCCUUCAAGACGGCGGCUACUGAAGUGAGCCUGUUAGCAGGAACAGAUGAGUUCAAUGCCACGGAGCUCUUUGGUGUUGACACGGACAGCUGCGAGCGAUGGAUGAACUGCAAGAGCGACUUCUUGAAGAAGUACAUGGUGAAGGUGGCGAACGACCUCCCCAGCUGCCCUUGCUCUUACCCGACCGAGGUGGCGUACAGCACGGCAGACAUACACGACCCUCCCACGCGCCGAGAUUUCCGCUGGAAGGACGCCAGCGGGCCGAAGGAGAAGCUGGAGAUCUACAAGCCCACGGCCCGUUACUGCAUCCGCUCGAUGCUGACCCUCGAGUCCACCACGCUGGCCGCGCAGCACUGCUGCUACGACGACCACAUGAAGCUCAUCACCCGCGGCAAAGGGGCGGGGACGCCCAACCUCAUCAGCACGGAGUUCUCCGCCGACCUGCAUUACAAGGUGGACAUCCUGCCCUGGAUCAUCUGCAAAGGAGACUGGAGCCGCUACAACCAGGCCAGGCCGCCGAACAACGGGCAGAAGUGUCCGGACAGCCCUCAGGAUGAGGACUACUACAAGCAGUUUGAAGAGGCGAGGGAAUUCUAGUCGGCUGCAGAGCGGAGGAAAUGAACACACGCUGCUUAAAUAUUCAGCUAAACCCGCAAAAAAGGGUGCUGGAACCAUUUCUAAUUCUUGUCAUAGAUGAACUUUUAGGCUCUGAGGAAAGACUCAAGUCUCUUUUAAACAAAGAGGAAUUAAAAUCCAACAGAGUCAGAAUCUCUAUUCGCUGAAAAGGAACUCUCGACUUCACCAAAACCAUUUUUAAAAAAGGUUUUUAUAAAAAUAUGCCUCUGAAAUUUUGUUUCCAAUUGUGACAGAUUUGAAAGGGAGAAGUGACUUAAUAUUCUAAAAAAAAAAAGGGAAAAUUAUUAUUGUAGGAAAUGUCCAUUUAGAUUGUGUCCCCGUAGAUUCUCUGUGACGAGACGAGAAGACUUUGGUAAUAGAAUAAUGAGAUCCCCACCAGGAAUGUGCCAGGGAGGGACAUUUGUCAUUCACAGUAUCCAGGUUUCCAUAUAAGUGAGUAUGUUUAUUUAGCAUGCAUUCAUUUUGUGUAAUUUAACUGUGUCCCUCGUGUCUCUGAGGCAGAUCUUCAUUGUACAAAGCCUGCAUUAUUUUUGUAAAGUAUUUAUUAAGUUGUAGCUGUGUCAGAGUAGGGGCGUCUAUGACUGUAGAUUCACACGGGGCUGACCCCCUAACUUGAGGCCCCCUCCGUAGUUCCCACUUUGCACGUCAGCGUGCCGUGCCUCAAGUUAGAGCGUGACGAACGUGUGAAUUCAAAUGUACGGAAAGAUUUUUUGAGAUAUAAAUCUAUAAAUAAAUUUUUUUUAAAAGUC
Molecule: messenger RNA, 3069 nt
Organism: Mugil cephalus (flathead mullet)
Lineage: Eukaryota; Metazoa; Chordata; Actinopteri; Mugiliformes; Mugilidae
Gene: ism1
Product: isthmin 1
Exons: 6
Coding region: 902-2281 (459 amino acids)
Biological process (GO): negative regulation of angiogenesis
Source: RefSeq, a predicted model, not a curated record